Messenger RNA from Cladocopium goreaui, 564 nucleotides. Lineage: Eukaryota; Dinophyceae; Suessiales; Symbiodiniaceae. The record is from the annotation of a GenBank genome assembly.
AUGGCCACUUACACGAAGACCGCCCUGUUUCCUGCGCAGAUCGACUUGAGCCGACACGAGCACAUCACUUCAUUGGAUCGCUUGGGACCAGGAGCUCAGAGGCUGCUGGGUGUCAUUCUGGCCAUCCUGGCGGGGGGCCUCUGCGGAGUUCAAGGCGUGCCUGCCACCCUUUGGGAGGCUUCACACCCGGAGGCUGAAGCCUUUGCGGUCGCCUUGCCUCAGUGUAUUGGAAUUUGGGUAUGUUCCAGUGGAAUCUUGAUCCUCUAUUCCAGUGUGGCCGUGAUUCGAGGGGUGAGGUUGAAGAAGUCCGUCAUCGGCCCCGCCUAUGCCAGCGGUUGCAUCUGGGGCGUGGGCUUCGCUUGUAUGAUGAAGGGCAUUUCUUUCCUGGGUUAUUCCGUGGGGUACACCUUGGACGCUGUCGGACCCAUCCUUGUGUCAAGCCUCCUUUCUGUCUUUGUGUUCAGAGAGAUCACGGCCAAGAAGCCGUUGCUGAUCUACUUCGGCGCCUUCUCCUUGCAACUCGUGGGCGUUUUGCUCAUUGCAUGCUUUGGUGAGCCGAGCUAA